UUUCGGCACGAGCCGCCCAGCCUCCAGACUUGCCCGUGAGCGGGCCGUCCCCGGGAGUUCCUCCGCAGAAGCCGCUGGAGCGAUGCAGCGGCUCGGUGCAACGCCCGAGACGUCGCCGCGGAGCCUCGGCGACCACAGCGCUGGCGAUCGCAGCCUCGGCGAGGUGUGCGGGGGCCGCUUCUCGCUGGUCUCCGAGAUGCCGAGGAAGCGACACCACAGCACGACUUUGUACCAGGGCAUCAGCACGUCCACGGAGGAACUGGCGGCCUCGGGCGCUGAGUUCGCACGCCGUGUCGACGCGAGGUCUGCAGCGCUGCUUCUCAUGCGGUUGACGUGCCAGGUCGGGCGCGUCCUCCUACAGGUGGCAGUGAAGAUGGAGAGGCCCAAGCCGGGCGGACUGCAGGACGAGGUGGAUAUCCUGCUGCAGCUCGCGCGGCCGGGGCCUUUGCAAGGCUUCCUGGCAGUGCGCUUCUGGGGCCUCGAGGGUGUCCGCAACUGCCUGGUCACGGAGUUUCUGGGCCAGUCGCUCGCGAACCGCGUGCAGGAGCGCGGCAGGCUGAGCGCGCAGGACACCCUCCUGGUAGCCCAGCAGGUUCUUCAGCGCGUGGAAAUGGGCUGGUGGUUUUGCACUCGAACGGCAUUGUCCACCGGGACAUCACCCCGCGCAACUUCGUCUUUGGGCUGAGCCACAAGGUCCACCAUCUUUACCUCACCGAGUUCGGCUCCAGCAAGGCGUACUGGGACGGCAGGGCACGAAGGCACGUCAUGCAGAAGACAAGCGACCUGCCUGUUGGAGCCCUGCCUUACAUGUCCGUCAACGCUCACCACGGCCUCGAGCAGAGCCGCCGAGACGACUUGGAGGCGGUCGGCUACAUGCUCGUGGACUGCACGCGCCCGCUUCCCUGGGCUGACGUGCACUGCCAGGACGACGCUGAGGCCGCGAGGCAGACGAGGCGCCAGAAGGAGGCUGCCGACGUCGAGGAGCUAUGCCAGGACCUGCCAGAGCCCCUGCGAGUGGUGCUGAGGGAGGCCAGACGGCUCGAGUUCAAGGCCCGAGGCUCCCGAAUCCGUCCACCCUUCUCAUCCCCUCGCCUCCAAGGGUCGUGAGAAGAAACGGCCAGCGUUUUUUCCCACGAACUGAACCAGUACCGUUCCGCAUGUGCCGUUGCGGUGGCAGACGACAUCAACGUCAACUUUCCGUCCUUCGGUGGCGCUGGAGAGAAGCACGGCGAGGUCGCGGACAUUGUUGACGAGUGAUGGGCUGCUAUGGUGGCUUUCAUUGGUUCGUUUUUUCCAGGGGGGACGCCGCAUGAGAUGGGACACGUGGAGACUGGCAUUCAGAUCGAGAUCGAGGUCGAGUGCGGCGUGUGGCACACGUGCUCCUCGCCUGAGCAGACGUUCUUGGCAUCCUUCGCGCGCCUGUGUGGUGAUGCGGAGGUUCACCAGCCGCAUCCCCGAGACCUGCACGACCAACACCUGUUAGCUGAUCUUCUGCCUGUCCAGCAGACCACUGUGUCGGCAGGUCUGUGUGUCGCCUGCUGGGCGCCGUUUCGUGGUGCAUGCUAUGUGGGGCCAGGAGAACCGUUCCACUUCGGGUACAUGCUGGUUCGGAUGUGAUGGUUCGUCUGUGCGGUGAUUUGAUCACCUAGGGUGCCCGUUUCCUUGCCCACGUUCUCUCCUGACUGUUGGGCAGGGGUGAAUGCGCAGUGGUGACCGCCGUGCCCUCGGGGUUAGGCUGUUCGGGGACCGAUUGCC
Prorocentrum cordatum is the source of this 1755-nucleotide messenger RNA. The record is from the annotation of a GenBank genome assembly. NCBI's taxonomy places the organism in Eukaryota, Dinophyceae, Prorocentrales, Prorocentraceae.